GUUUAAUCAAACACAAACAUGUCACUUUAAUAUGAUUAACAAUAUCGAAGGUCUUAUGAAAACAGUGGUUAUUAAAGCACAAAAUAAUUUUGAGAAGUGAUAAUGGAACAUCAGAUGUUGUGGUCAGAGUUUUUGACUUCCUCCGCUCGAUGUGGAAGGUUUUUUGUCUUCCUGUGUUUUCUUCAGAGCUGCAGUAUUCAUCUUAAUGUUGUGUAGAGGGAAGUAGAAUCAUUCUGAAGUGUUUUAAUCUCGACAACAUGAAGAUCAUUCAGCUUCAGCUCUAUGUAUUAAUCUGUUGUCGAGCUGCAGUCUCAGAUCAACUCACUGAUUUGGGAUCAAAUGUGACCAUAAACUGUGAUCUUGAUGAAAAUGAGGUUUAUUGGAUUUUACUGAAAACACCAGAUCCUCCAACAGUGAUUCUACGGUCAAUGUCAACCACAUCAGCACCUUAUUACUUUAUUAAAACAUUCAGAAAGAAAUAUUCACUGCAAUUUAAACACCGUUUGGUUAUUAAUAAUGUGACCGCUGAUGAAUUAGGAGUUUAUUACUGUAUGAACACACGCACACCUCCAAAACUCAGCAACAGCACCAGACUGCACUUCAACACGGUGGAGUUUAUUGAUCAGAAUCAGAAACAAUGUCAGAUUAUUAUCAUCAUAUCUGGACUGAUGAACGGGCUUCUGCUCAUUGUGCUGAUCGGACUAUUAAAGGUUUUUGUUGUUGGAAACAGAAGGUCUGCAGAACGAUCACAACUCCACACUGAUCUACAGCAGACGCGAGUUACAGAAGAGCAUCAGGACCAGUUACAGUACGCUGAGGUGGAUUUUUCCAAGCUGCGAAGAAAUAUUUGCUCUAGCCAAAUCAACAGCACAUAUGCAGCUCUGAACCUGCCGAAGUCAUGAACACACGCGUAUGACUGAUCUACAUCACAAGCUAAAAAUGCGAG
This is a messenger RNA of Rhinichthys klamathensis goyatoka, 946 nucleotides long. RefSeq lists its product as uncharacterized. The record is from RefSeq and is a predicted model, not a curated record. The transcript is spliced from 5 exons. Bases 258 to 902 code for a protein of 214 amino acids. Lineage: Eukaryota; Metazoa; Chordata; Actinopteri; Cypriniformes; Leuciscidae.